This is a messenger RNA of Pisolithus orientalis, 3370 nucleotides long. RefSeq lists its product as uncharacterized. The coding region runs from base 20 to 3370 and encodes 1116 amino acids. The record is from RefSeq and is a predicted model, not a curated record. NCBI's taxonomy places the organism in Eukaryota, Fungi, Basidiomycota, Agaricomycetes, Boletales, Pisolithaceae. The transcript has 11 exons.
GGAAGGGGUAUGAUAUGUGAUGGGCCCAUACGACGACCCCCACAUUCGCGACAUUCUCUUACCAUAUGCACGUGCACAUCUUACCACCGACUAUGUCGAAUACACGGAACAGGGAGUGGAGCAGAUCCUGCUCGAGACGCUGGCCUCCGUGCCAUUGGCAGACGCCACGUCUUUCUUACUCCCUACAGACCCGUUCGAGGCGCUCGCCAAACACUUGGACUCGCUCGACCUUACACCGUAUCAAGAACGAUGGUCUGUCCCACAAGGCGCAAUCGAACUCAUUAGAGAUGUCUUUCCGCCACUCGCCGAACUCAGGUCCGAGAAAUGCUGUCUCGAACUACAGAAUGAUCCUUACGACAAACUUUCCGAGUUGUAUAGACCAAUGUCGCCCGUGCUAACUCAGCGAGCGAGACGCGAAACGCCCAAACUUGGUUGCACAGGAGUCCUGGCCUCUAUCCCACGGACUAGGUCGUCCCUGCAGGGUCAUCUGAUCCUAAAACCCGUCCCCGACGAGGUGAUCACAGAGCUUCCUACUCCGGAUAUAAAUGACGUCUUGGACGUUCGGUACAAGAUGGAUGCAGCAACACAGGCGAACGUCCGGUUUUUGUUACAAGCAAUAUCCAAGCCUCACGAAAACGCGUCAGACGGACUGCACGUUGCCAACUUCUUGAGGUCCGAGUCACCAACCCGCCAGAUUUCUCUCUUAGAUUCGCCUCCGCUCUUUCCGCGCGACAGUGGAACGGACAACCAGUUAACACGGAAACACGGGAACAUCUUACCUACACUUGAGCACGCAGCAGAACAAGUCAUCGAAGAGGAGGAAGGCGGUCUGCAUGGACAGCACAUGGAGGUGGUGAACGGAUGGUGUGCAUACGUCGUUUCCUCGCCACCGUCCUACCACUCGGAUUCAUCGUCAAAUAACGACGUGGACGAGUUAUGGGACAUGUCACCACCACAAUCACCACCCACCUCGUUGGCUGCUGAAAAGAUGGAAGAGAUCGAAAUACCCAGGACUAGGAUAUUUGGGCGUGGAAACGAAAGCCAUAGAAAUGCGAUAGCUGAUGUCGUUGGAAAGAGCGCUGGGUCUUUCAUUACAUCAGUCAUCUCAUCUACUCGCGUCCCGGCGGCGAAGACCUACAGGGCCUCCCCUCUCAGUCCCGCCAAUUCGAUGCUCGGGCAACCUCCAUCAACCACCACAGGGCACGAUCACAUCGUGGAUGUAAAGGUACCUCCCGUCAUCGACGCAGUUGCAGACGUAGAUUCGGAAGCGGACCUCGACGCCACCCUAACGAAGAUCUGCGCGUUGCCUCGUGACUCAGUAGCUUAUAUUUUGGAGGAGAGACUGGACGAAAAAGAUGUAUUGUUGAUGGAUGUGCCAACUCUCCGGCCACCUACGAAACGUCCAGGAACGCUCUUUCCACAACGGAUGGCGAACCUGCUGGCGUCAGAGAGGGGAUCUAAAGUAGUCACUGGUGCCGUGGAAGAAAAGACCGCCGGCAUGCCGCCAUUUUUGGAUCCUGUGAAGGGAUUAAAGGCCUUGUCACUUAAUCUAUCAUGGGUGCCGUUUAAAUUCGGACGAUCGAUCCCUACAGACGAAGAAGUUGCACGGGUCGAUGGCACGUUAGAUGUGGUCGACGCCGGUACAACAGGUGCUAUCCAUGCUGUGAAUGACCGAGAAGACGGGGUGGGCGCAGCCAAUGUUUUACGGGGAUUCGAAGGGUUGGGUGCGAGCCCUACUCCAAUGUGCAGACAAUCUAAAGACGAAGAAGUCGAGUACGUGCUUUCUCGGUGGGAGAGGGAUAGGAUUGCAGGGGGUGAGCCGGAUAAAGAGGUCCGGAGUGAGGAUAGGGAAACAGAUGGCAAAAAAGACGAAAGGGCGGAGAUGAAUCAGUGUAACGAGGAGCUCGAUGAACCCCAAGCCGUGGAAGACAGCGAUGUGAAUCCAUGCCUUGACGCAGACCAACGUCCUGAAUGCGCGGCACCUCGAGUCACAACUGCGAAUGCGGGUGGUAUCAGAUGCAUUGAGGGACCAUUCAGUGACGAUCCGUCGUCCUACGAUGUGGGGUAUGGAGAUCAUUGCUGGGGCGAAACGGACGACGCUGACAUGGAAAACAUCAAUCCCUUCGGUGGUGUCCACGGAGACGGGACCACGCACGGCACUGAGUUCCACCCGCAGUUCUUGUCCCAGUCACCCCCGGGCACGCCUCAUCCGGAAGGACCGAUGGAUUCCGUCGGAUUCGUUUUUCACGCUCCUGAGAAUGUUAUGCACAGUUUCGUGGAAGAACGGCAACAUGUUGGUGGUACAAAUCCAGAAAACCGAUCUUCCAAUCAUAUGCCAGGAAUUUCUCGCGACGAGAUCAAUUCGGCCCGUGCUACAAAACGACGUAAACUUGACCGCCUCGUCCCUACCUCUGCAAGAGACCUCUUCGCGACAUUCAUCGGACUUCGUAAUAAGGGUAUCGUACCCCUACCUACGUCGUCGCCAGAUCGUCCCGAGACACCACACAUGCAAGCCCCGCUAGUUCUCGCAGAAUCACCACCGCGGACGGCUCCCGACGAGGUCAUCAAUCAAAACACGGUUCUACUCCCACCACACUGGAUCGAUGCGACGACAACCCAUCGAUACAUGGCAUCUUUAUCCAUGAUUCAAAGACGCGCCAUCGUUCAGGAAUUACAGGGCGAUGCGUGUAGAGUGAUUCUAGUCGAACGGUAUUCCCUCGAGGGGGGCGACAUCAUCGUCGAUCCGGGCCGGGCAAUUAUUUUUGCGCCCUUGUUUGCCCUGCCUGCGCAGAUUGAGGUACUCGCAGAGAGGAUAUCGGGGGAGUCAUGGCGGUAUGAUGAGAUUCUUGUCGUGUUCGAGGCAUAUCCGAGUGCAAGAAGCUACCGAGCGAAUGAUAAGAGUGGAGAUCGAGGUGGCUUGGGGCUGAACGCGUAUACUCCUCCGAUCCUCAAAGCGAUUAGAAGGUUGAGAAGGAUUGUGAGUAUCGCGGAGGGGUGCAGGACAAAGGAUAACAAGUGUUCGGUUAUAUGGGCGUUUGCAAAUACAAUCGAAGAAGCUGCGAGGGUGGUAAGAUGUUUCGGUGAGGAAGCCUGUGCGAGGGCUGUACAAGGGGGAGCAGACGUGCUGUGGGGAGAAAGGGAGUGGCUGGAAGAAGAGGAAAUGGAAGGCGAAGCAGAUCUUGCGGAGGCGGAUGGUAUGAAUGCCUUUGCAGCAUUUGUAAUGUUGUAUGGGAGGACGUUGGAAGAUGUGCUUGAUAUGUCGCCCGAGAGCAGGGCGGAGGAAUUUGCGGCGUUGGUAGGGCAGAAGCGUGUGGAGAGGCUGAAUAGGACGCUAGGGCAGCGAAUGUUGGAGCUGGGAUCUGAGAUCUGA